AUGGAUUUUAAAUCAUAUUUAUUUUCUUGGAGUACCAAAAAAGGAUUGACGCCGGUCUUUGAUAUUCGAGCGACCGGUUUAAAACAUCGACAAAGAUUUCUGUGUGAAGUCCGUCUAGAUGGCUAUACUUAUGUUGGAGCUGGUAACUCGGUCACAAAGAAGGAGGCACAGAAAAAUGCUUCACGUGACUUUAUUAAUUUCUUGGUUCGGUCUGGCGAAUUAACAGCCACAGAGAUCCCUGAUGAUGUACAGGUCAAAGCUGAAGACACUGUGUCUACAGUUGGAGGCAAUAACCAAAUGUUUCAAACCAAGCCUGUAUUUCAAGAUGGAAUGGGCCCUGAAAUGAUGGGUCCAGCUUAUCAAGCAUAUGGAGGACCAAGCCAAAAUUUUACCUACAUGGAUAGAAUGCAACAACAAAAGAAUGUUGAAGAGGCAGAGGAUCUCGAUGUAAAUGCUAGUCUUCAUGGCAACUGGACAAUGGAAAAUGCCAAGUCUAAAUUACAUCAGUUCAUACAAGUCAACAGAAUUAAUGCUGAUUACAUUUAUAAAGCUGUUGGGCCAGAUCAUACAAGAAAAAAUGUUCCUUCAAUUCUCCUUUGGAGUUUCUGCUGCGAAAUGACUAUAUACGUUCGUCAGCUUGGUCGGAAUGUGACCGGACGUGAGACAGCAUCGAACAAGCAGACUGCAAGCAAGUCUUGCGCAUUAUCUCUGGUGAGGCAACUAUACCAUCUCGGUGUUAUUGAAGCUUUUAGUGGAUCUUUGAAGAAGGACAGGUCCAGUGAAGCGUUAAUGAAACCAUACCCUGUGGCCAUAGAUCCCAGUCUAGAACAGCAAAUAGAGGAUGUUCUAAAUGAACUGAACAUUGAACCAGUUAAUGUGGAUGCUCCUCAAGAAGGUUCCGAGGGUCAAGGAGUAACCAUCAUGCAAAUGGACAAAGUCAAAGCAAUGAAGGAAGCAAAGCAAACGUCUUCCGGUGUUAUUUCUUGGUCCCCACCCCAGGCUAACUGGAAUGCAUGGACCGGCUGCAAUAUUGACGAGGGGCCCUUAGCGACGGCUAGUUUAGAUGACAUCAGUAUUGACUUGGAGAAACUACAUCGUAAUAUGUGUCAGAACAGUACACUUUAUCAAGACAGUCUUCGCGAGAGAGAAGCGUUGCCAGUUACCGCGAUGAAGUCGGAAAUAAUGACGGCAAUUAAUGACAACCCAGUUGUUAUUAUACGUGGAAACACGGGCUGUGGAAAAACGACGCAGGUUUGUCAAUUUAUUCUGGACGACUACAUAGCGAGCGGACAAGGUGCAUGGGCAAAUAUAUGUGUAACGCAGCCGCGAAGGAUAUCCGCGGUCAGUGUGGCUGAAAGGGUCGCAGCAGAACGCUGUGAGGAACUCGGGGACAGCGUCGGGUAUUCUGUCCGUUUCGAAUCGGUGCUACCUCGGCCGUACGGCUCAGUUUUGUUCUGCACUGUUGGAGUUCUGCUCAGGAAGUUGGAAGGUGGCCUCAGGGGUGUCAGUCAUGUUCUUGUUGAUGAGGUACACGAGCGAGAUGCCGACACUGACUUCGCCCUAAUUCUCCUCCGAGAUAUGGCACACACGUACCCUUAUUUGCGAAUAGUUCUUAUGUCCGCAACUGUUGAUACAAGCCUUUUCGUCAACUACUUUGGAAACUGUCCAGUUAUUGAGGUGCCUGGCAGAACACAUCCAGUAAAGCAAUACUUCCUAGAAGAUUGUAUUGAGCUGACCCAAUUCGUACCUCCCCUUAAUACCAGGAAGCGAAAGUCGUCAGGGAAGAAAGCCAACAAUAAGGAUGACGAUGACGAUGAUGAUGAAGGUCUUGGCGAAGAAGAAGAUGAAGAUUUAAACAAGAACUGUCAACUAGGCGAUGAAUACUCUCCACAAACAGCUGAUUCAAUGUCCAAGCUCUCAGAAAAAGAUCUAAGCUUCGAGUUGAUUGAGUCAAUACUCCUAUACAUCCAAAGCUUGGGUCAGGACGGAGCGAUCUUGGUAUUCUUGCCUGGAUGGAACCUCAUCUUUGCACUAAUGAAGCAUCUAAGCCAGCACAGUGUGUUCGGUGACCAGAGCCGGUACAUUGUCCUGCCACUGCACAGUCAAAUACCUAGAGACGAUCAGAAGAAAGUCUUUAUAACUCCACCUCCCGAGAUGACUAAGGUGAUCCUAUCAACAAACAUAGCGGAGACGUCGAUAACCAUCAACGACGUGGUGUACGUCAUCGACUCCUGCAAAGCGAAGAUGAAGCUUUUCACGUCGCAUAACAACAUGACGUCGUAUGCGACGGUGUGGGCUAGUCGGACUAACCUAGAGCAACGCAAAGGCCGUGCAGGUCGCGUGCGCCCGGGGGUGUGUUUCACACUCUGUUCGCGAGCAAGAUACGACCGUCUCGAAGAACAUCUCACUGCUGAGAUGUUCCGCACUCCGCUUCAUGAGUUGGCUCUUAGUAUUAAACUCCUACGCCUUGGCAACAUAGGUCACUUCCUAUCCAAAGCUCCAGAACCGCCACCGCUUGAUGCGGUCAUAGAAGCAGAAGCUCUCCUGAGAGAAUUGGGCUGUUUGGAUUCUCACGACGCUCUCACACCGCUGGGUACAAUCCUGGCUAAACUACCAAUCGAACCAAGCCUCGGCAAAAUGAUGGUAUUAGGCUUCGUAUUGGGUCUGGGAGAUGCUCUCACCACAAUGGCGGCGAACUCUACUACCUUCCCUGAGAUUUUCGCAAUAGAGGGUAGACGAAGACUGGCGACACAUCAGCGGGCACUAGCCGGCGAUAGGGCGUCCGACCACGUCGCUAUGUUGAACGCUUUUCAGAUGUGGGAGCGAGAGAAGGCGAAAGGCGAAGAAGCCGAACUGAAUUGGUGCGAGUGGAAGGGUCUGCAACACACCACACUACGCGUCACGUGCGAAGCUAAAUACCAACUGACAAAUAUUCUAACAACAUCUAUCGGGUUUUCCGAAGAAUGCUGCAUGCCCAAACGAUGGGACCCGUACGGCGAAAAUGCAGAUUUGGAUAUGGUGAUAGCGCUGCUGUGUAUGGGACUCUAUCCUAAUGUUUGUCUGCACAUGGGCAAACGGAAGGCGUUAACGACGGAAGGCAAACCAGCACUCAUCCACAAGACAUCUGUGAACUGCAGCAACCAAGAACAGAAGUUUCCUUCGCCGCUCUUCGUGUUCGGUGAGAAAGUGAGAACUAGGGCCAUUAGCUGUAAGCAGACUACAAUGGUGGCACCCGUGCAUUUACUGCUCUUUGGAAGCCGAAAGAUCGAGUGGAUCGACAACGUCGUGCGCUUGGACAACUGGUUGAACUUUGACAUGUCGCCUCGGGUGGCGGCCCUCAUCGCGGCUCUGCGGCCCGCUAUCGAGCAAAUCGUGGAACGCGCCGCGCUCAAACCGGACUGCGCCAUGUCGUUCUCGCCGGUAGAAUAUAAGGUGAUUAAUUGUGUCAGAGCUUUGUGCCAAUUCACGGCCGGGGACUAUGGAAUAACAAGAGAUGUAUCGGUCCCAAGUUUCAGACCGGACGCACCCAAGCGGGGCAAUUAUAGAGGUUGGGGAACUAAUGGACCGAGAGGCGGUUUUGGAGGGAGCUCUGGAAGUCAAGGUUUUGGCGGGGGUUUUGGACAAAAUGCCGGUUUUGGGAACCGUGGUGGUUUCGCCAAUCGUGGCGGGUUCGGCAGCCGAGGCGGAUUUGAAAAUCGUGGUGGAUUCGGAAAUCGUGGUGGAUUCGGAAAUCGUGGCGGAUUCGGAAACCGUGGCGGAUUCGGAAACCGUGGCGGGUUUGGCAGUCGUGGCGGAUUUGGCAACCGUGGCGGUUUCGGAAACAAUGACGGUUUUGCAAACAGCGGCGGUUUUGGAAAUAGUAGCGGUUUUGGAAACAGUGGCGGUUAUGGUAACCGCGGUGGAAGAGGUUUCAGAGGAAGCGGUAACUAUUCGUAUUGA
This is a messenger RNA of Leptosia nina, 3939 nucleotides long. The record is from the annotation of a GenBank genome assembly. Lineage: Eukaryota; Metazoa; Arthropoda; Insecta; Lepidoptera; Pieridae.